This is a messenger RNA of Toxotes jaculatrix (banded archerfish), 1233 nucleotides long. RefSeq names its product potassium channel, subfamily K, member 12 (gene kcnk12). NCBI's taxonomy places the organism in Eukaryota, Metazoa, Chordata, Actinopteri, Toxotidae. The transcript is spliced from 2 exons. The record is from RefSeq and is a predicted model, not a curated record. Gene Ontology annotation, biological process: potassium ion transmembrane transport; stabilization of membrane potential. The coding region runs from base 1 to 1233 and encodes 410 amino acids. Gene Ontology annotation, molecular function: potassium ion leak channel activity. Gene Ontology annotation, cellular component: membrane.
AUGAUGCCUGGCCAGCGACUGCAAGGCUGCCGCUCCCUGCACUUCAACGAGGACAACGGCCGCUUCGUUCUGCUCGCCAUCCUCAUCAUACUGUACCUGCUGUGCGGCGCUGCGGUCUUCUCGGCCAUAGAGAGGCCCUCGGAGCUGCGGGCUCACGGCCGCUGGAACGGGACGCUCCUCAACUUCAGUGAGACCUUCAACAUCAGCCUGCAGGACCUCAACUCCUUCCUGCGGGAGUACGAGGCUGCCAUCGCCGCCGGGAUCCGGGCUGAUGCUCUGAGGCCACGAUGGGAUUUUACAGGGGCUUUUUAUUUUGUUGGAACUGUGGUGUCGACUAUAGGUUUUGGGAUGACAACUCCUGUGACAAUUGCAGGCAAGGUGUUCCUGAUCUUUUAUGGGCUUCUGGGCUGUGCUGCCACCAUCCUCUUCUUUAACCUUUUCUUGGAGCGCAUCAUUACACUGUUGGCUGUGGUGAUGAAGGCUGUGAGGGAGCGGAGAAUCAGAAACAGUGGUCUACUCCCACCGGGCAUCCGUCAUGACUUUUCAGCGUACUCCCUCCCAGGCUGGAAGCCCUCUGUGUACCAUGUGAUGCUGAUUCUUGGCCUGUCAGCCAUCACUAUCUCCUGCUGUGCAUCCGCCAUGUACACGCCCGUGGAGGGUUGGGCUUACUUAGACUCGCUUUACUUCUGCUUUGUCACCUUCAGCACCAUCGGCUUUGGGGACUUUGUCAGCAGCCAGAGCGCGGCUUACGAAUACCAAAGCCUCUACAGGGUGGCCAACUUCCUCUUCAUGCUAAUGGGUGUGUGCUGCAUCUACUCGCUCUUUAAUGUCAUCUCUAUUGUCAUCAAGCAGGUGCUCAACUGGAUGCUGGAGAAAAUGAGCUGCUUGUUUUGCCAGCGCUGCAAUAAGGCCAAUGCCUUCCUGGGCAGACGCAAUGCCAUCCGUCCAGGUUCCAAGGGUCGCCAGGGUCGGUUUGGCCAGCCGGCUGACUCAGAUGGACCUUGUGAUAGUGACACUGAGGGACGCAGACUAUCAGGGGAGAUGAUCUCUAUGAAAGACCUGGCAGCCUCUAACAAGGUGUCGCUGGCCAUCAUGCAGAAGCAGCUCUCUGAGUCGGCCAACGGAUAUCCCAGGACAGUCUGUGGUAGCUCACGCCAUAAUGGAUUUUCUGGAGGAGUUGGCGCCCUUGGUAUCAUGAACAACAGGCUGGCAGAGACGAGUAACUCCAGGUAG